AGGGGAGGGGCGCUGGCCCGGGAGGACUGACCCAGGCUGCCUUCCUGCCCUUCUCUGCUUCUCCUCCGCGCCUGCAGGUCCCUGAGAGUGAAUUCCUGAGCCCCGUGGACGCUUUAAAGGGUGUGCAAGUCCUCAGCUUGAGGUGAAAGUGGGAUAUCAUGGCAUCGUCAGUGUGGACUGGGAACAGAGGGACAGUCCGAGAUUACGCAGGCUUUAACCCAUCUGCUGAUGCUGACACUAUCCGGAAGGCCAUUCAAGGAAUUGGUACCGAUGAGAAAACUCUAAUUCACAUUCUGACAGCAAGAUCUCAUGCACAGAGGCAGUUGAUUGGCAAGGAAUAUCGUGCAGCAUCUGGAAAGGAUCUGAAAGAUGACUUGAAGGGUGAUCUGUCUGGCAACUUUGAACGUCUGAUGGUGGCUCUUGUUUAUCCACCAGCUGUAUUUGAUGCGAAGCAGUUAAAGAAAGCCAUGAAGGGUUCUGGAACUGAUGAGAGUGCACUGAUUGAAAUUCUAACUACCAGGAACAGCAGACAACUGAAGGAGAUCUCCCAGGCCUAUUAUACAGCCUAUAAGAAGAGUCUUGGUGAUGAUAUUAGUUCGGAGACAUCCGGAGACUUCAGGAAAGCACUGUUGACUUUGGCAGAUGGCAGAAGAGAUGAAAGUCUGAAAGUGGAUGAACAUCUUGCAAAAAAGGAUGCCCAGAUUCUUUAUGAUGCUGGUGAGAAGAGGUGGGGCACGGAUGAAGACAAAUUUGUGGAGAUCUUGUGUUUAAGAAGCUUUCCUCAACUGAGACUAACAUUUGAAGAAUACAGAAACAUCAGCCAAAAGGACAUUGAGGACAGCAUUAAAGGAGAGUUGUCAGGUCAUUUUGAAGAUUUACUGUUGGCUAUAGUUCGUUGUGUGAAGAACACGCCUGCCUUUUUAGCUGAAAGACUGCAUAAGGCUUUGAAGGGUGCUGGCACUGAUGAAUUGACUCUGAGUAGAAUAAUAGUUUCCAGAUCAGAAAUUGACCUUUUGGAUAUUCGAGCAGAGUAUAAGAAGCAUUAUGGAGGCUCCCUCUAUUCAGCCAUUAAGUCAGAUACUUCUGGGGACUAUGAAAUUGCCCUUCUGAAGCUCUGCGGGGGAGAUGACUGAGGAAAGAUAAUCUCCAAAUGCCUCUCAUCUUCCUGUGAUGUCUCCAUCAUCUGCAGUUAACUGCUUCCUUGGAGCCAGGAAAUGCAUAAGCCAGUGGAAACAGCAGCUUGUUUUCUUAAUUACAAUUUUCAUUGUUUCAUAACAAAUAAAACCUUACUUUCAGUGCAUGUCAUAUAUCAUGGAGCUGUUUCUAAAAAAUGAGCUUUAAAAAAAGUCAGAUCAAAUCAUUCCAAAACGGGCAUCUGCCUGGGAAGUAGGAAUUCAAUACUGCAUUUGGAAAAGCAUUAUCUGUAAAAUGGGGCAAUAAAAGUUAUCGUUCUCACUAAA
Molecule: messenger RNA, 1460 nt
Organism: Dromiciops gliroides (monito del monte)
Lineage: Eukaryota; Metazoa; Chordata; Mammalia; Microbiotheria; Microbiotheriidae
Gene: ANXA3
Product: annexin A3
Exons: 13
Coding region: 159-1133 (324 amino acids)
Cellular component (GO): cytoplasm
Molecular function (GO): calcium ion binding; phospholipase inhibitor activity; calcium-dependent phospholipid binding
Source: RefSeq, a predicted model, not a curated record